GCUUUUUUUAAUUCUUUUUUAAUUUUAAAUUUUUGUAUAAAUUUAUUAGUUGAUUAAAUCGAAAAAAGUGUUGAAAAACUUGGUGGUGCAAAGGUGACGUGGUGAACCUGGCUCACCGAAAUCGGAACUCACCAUGUGAUCACGUGGGCCCCACGUUUAAUGGCGACACCCGUGAGUCGUGACGCACGUAUCCGUUACACCGAGAGAAAUCCCCUCCCUCUCCGCGUCUCGCUCAUCGUCUCCCUCCUCCCACCGCUCGGAGCUCCCAUCCAUGGCGUCGCCGCCGACGCCGCUGAGGGCGCCGGAGCACCAGGUGGCGGGGCACCAGGCGGCGGAGGGGCGGCUCGGCCCCCUAGUCGACGGCGCCGGGCUCUUCUUCAAGCCCCUUCAGGGCGACGGCCGCGGCGACGACGAGGUCUCCUUCUACACCCUCCUCUCCUCCCUCCCCUCCUCCUCCCUCCCCUCCUCCUCCUUCUUCCCCUCCUUCCACGGCACCCGCCUCCUCCCCGCCUCCGACGGCUCCGGCCCCCACCCUCACCUCGCCCUCGAGGACCUCGUCGCCGAGUUCUCCAACCCCGCCAUCGUCGACAUCAAGAUCGGAUCCCGCACCUGGUACCCCCAGGCCUCCGAGGACUACAUCCGCAAGUGCUUCGAGAAGGAUCAGCGGACCACGAGCGCGUCGCUGGGGUUCCGGAUCUCGGGGAUCCAGAUCCGGGACGGAUCGGGGGCAUGGAAGCCCGAUCGGGGCGAGAUCCGGAGGUUCUCGCCGCGGGACGUGCGGAUCGCUCUGCGGCGGUUCGUGUCCUCCGAUCCGCGCUCCGAUCCCGACCGCGCCCUCGCCGCCGCGGUCUACGGCGGCGCCGACGGGGUCUUGGCGAAGCUGGGGGAGCUCAAGAGGUGGUUCGAGGAGCAGACGCUGUUCCACUUCAACUCCGUGUCGGUGCUGGUGGUGUACGAGAGGGACGCGGGGGCGACGCUUGGGAAGGGGAAGGUGAAGGUGAAGUUGGUGGAUUUCGCGCAUGUUGUGGAGGGGAAAGGGGUGAUCGAUCACAACUUUUUGGGUGGAUUGUGUUCAUUGAUCAGGUUCAUCUCGGACGUUCUCACCGGAUUGGAUGAGAACUGCAUAUAGAAGCCAUCACCUAUGAUUGCCCAUGGAGAAUGGGGUUUGACGGAGCGAGAGCAAUUUGGAAUCAUAAAUGCGGAGAUUGGUGUGCGAACUAGCGCCAUUCUGAGGCAAUUUUGAACUGAUUCAACAUCCUUUUUCAUGUGGAAUUUCUAAACAAGCUCCUGUUACUGCACUGAAAUGUAACUCUCUUGUAUUUUUAUACUUCUAAUUUACAUGGGGCAAUAAAGCACAAGGGGGGUCCCUAAGCUUCCACCCUUUAGUUUCAGUCCAAGACCACAAACUUUUCGAUGCAGUCCUAUUGUGCCAUAUCAAACUGAACUGGGAUUUCCAUCUGCUUGUCGAAUUAAUCAAUAACCUCCGCAAUGUGCGGCAUCUCUUGCCUACCAAAUGCCCCCUUUCUGAGAAAGGAAGAUUAGUUGAUUGGGCUUGUAUUGCAAUUCCAUCCAUUUAUUUUGUCAACUGGAAUGUAAUGUCAAUAUCUUAAGCAACAUAGUUUGCAAUUUUUAUGUUAUCUCUCAAGCAACAAACAGUUGUGUUUCGCUAU
Molecule: messenger RNA, 1670 nt
Organism: Ananas comosus (pineapple)
Lineage: Eukaryota; Viridiplantae; Streptophyta; Magnoliopsida; Poales; Bromeliaceae
Product: inositol polyphosphate multikinase beta-like
Exons: 2
Coding region: 272-1129 (285 amino acids)
Biological process (GO): inositol phosphate biosynthetic process
Cellular component (GO): nucleus; cytoplasm
Molecular function (GO): inositol-1,4,5-trisphosphate 3-kinase activity; inositol tetrakisphosphate kinase activity
Source: RefSeq, a predicted model, not a curated record